Hibiscus syriacus is the source of this 1065-nucleotide messenger RNA. Its product is annotated as fasciclin-like arabinogalactan protein 7. Bases 193 to 984 code for a protein of 263 amino acids. The record is from RefSeq and is a predicted model, not a curated record. NCBI's taxonomy places the organism in Eukaryota, Viridiplantae, Streptophyta, Magnoliopsida, Malvales, Malvaceae. The transcript is spliced from 2 exons.
ACAACUUUAUUUGUUUGUUUGUAUUAUUAUAUAUAUUAGAAGAAGGAAACCCCAUCUUUAUAUUGUCUCUCAGCUUAUUUCAAUCUGCUACAUUGGUACCCAGAGCAGUAAACUUUCUCUCUGGAUUCCUCCUGCUCAGGAAUUUGGAGAGCGGUCACGACUAAAGCAAAACCAAAUUUCUGGGGGUUGGAAAUGGAGUUUUCCAGGAUUUUUAUGAUUAGUAGUUCUGUGUUGCUCUUAUGCUCCUCCUUGGCAUAUGGUCAGGAUGCUAGUCCUCCGGCUCCUGCCGCAAUGAGCCCCAGUCUAACACCCGCACCGGCACCCUCACCGGCAUAUGUAAACCUCACUUAUCUGCUCUCGGUGGCUGGUCCAUUUCACACUUUCCUCGACUAUCUUGAAUCCACUAAAGUCAUGGAUACCUUCCAAAACCAAGCCAACUACACUGAACAAGGCAUUACAAUUUUUGUGCCGAAGGACAGUGCAUUCAAGGCCCUUAAGAAGCCUUCUUUAUCCAAUCUCAGUGAUGACCAACUUAAAUCACUCAUCCUUUUCCAUGCCAUGCCCAAAUUCUACUCCCUUGCAGACUUCAACGACCUCAGUGCCAAAGGCCCUAUCAGUACACUUGCUGGUGGCCAAUACACUUUGAAUUUCACAGACAAUUCCGGCACCGUGCACCUCAAUUCGGGAUGGAGCAGAACAAAAGUCACCAGCGCUGUGCACUCGACUGAUCCUGUUGCUAUAUAUCAAGUUGAUAAGGUACUUCUUCCAGAGGCGAUCUUCGGCACAGAUAUACCUCCGAUGCCUGCCCCUGCCCCAGCCCCUGAUAUUACACCCUCUGCAGAUGCUCCAUCGGCAGACUCCAAGGGAGCUGCUUCGCCAUCCAAGUCUUCACCUUCAACUUCAUCGUCCCAUAUGAUAAUGAACAUGGGCAUAUGGAGCCAGCUGGUUUUGGCACUCUUUGGCGGGUGGCUCCUGUUCCUCUAAGAUAGGGACUUCACCGAGUUUAAUUUAUGUUCAGAGGAGGAAGCAUAUCUGGGUUUCUGAAUUUACUUUUGUUUUUUAAAA